AUGAACUCGUUACGAACCUCUCCCCUAAAAGCAUUGAGGUCAUCACGAAUCUCUGGGCUUCAAAUAGCUCCGUCGCAUAUCCGAUACUUCCACCCGACCAAACCAGCGCCGAAUCUCAUCAAUGUAGCAUUAGAUGCCUCUACGGGUCUAAUCCAUGGUGUACACAAUUUCACCGGUCUCCCAUGGGCCGCCUCUAUUCCCCUGACAGCGUUGCUUGUCCGAACAGCCGUUGGAUUACCAAUACAAUUCCAUACACGAGUCCACGCACGCCGACAACGAGAUCUCGUACCGCUAGUGAAAGCCUGGAAACAAGUUUACGACAAGGGUGCAAGGAAUAGAAACCGACCUGAAGGCGAAGCAUGGAAAGCUACACAAAAACAGACGAAAUAUUUGCAACAAAGGUGGCAUGUCAAAUCCUGGGCUAAGGUCAUACCGAUCUUACAGGUACCGGUCUGGAUCUCACUUAUGGAGGGCAUCCGUGGAAUGUGCGGGAAUAACAGCGGACUCGUGCCAUGGCUACUUUCACUAUUCAGGCCAACAAAAGAGUCAGCCGAUGAAGCUAUUCAGUCUCUUAAUAUGACCGUGGAGCCGUCACUUGCCAGCGAAGGUGCACUGUGGUUUCCCGAUUUAUUAGCGAGUGAUCCAACAGGAGCACUACCUGUUAUGCUCACAGCAUCCAUUCUACUGAAUGUAAACACGGGUUGGAAGAAAAACACACUUUCAGAAAUGUCUGAUAUGCCAAAGCUGCAGAUGUAUCAGAGUGUCUUUUUCAAUGGCCUUCGAAUGUUCAUCCAAGUUCUUGCUCUUAAUGUUGGGAUCUCGGGGUGGUAUUACGAAAUGCCGGCCGCUCUUAUGAUAUAUUGGAUUGCCAGUACCAAUAUUGCGACUUUGCAGAGUUGGUGGUUGGGCAAGUACAUGUAUUCGAGGCCACCGCUUCCUACUUACAACACGAAGCAUAUAAAGUUCCAGGGUCCAGGUGAUCCUUUCAAACUCAACUUGAAAUAG
Messenger RNA from Penicillium angulare, 1005 nucleotides. RefSeq names its product putative mitochondrial export translocase Oxa2. Bases 1 to 1005 code for a protein of 334 amino acids. The record is from RefSeq and is a predicted model, not a curated record. Gene Ontology annotation, molecular function: membrane insertase activity. Gene Ontology annotation, biological process: mitochondrial respiratory chain complex IV assembly; protein insertion into mitochondrial inner membrane from matrix. NCBI's taxonomy places the organism in Eukaryota, Fungi, Ascomycota, Eurotiomycetes, Eurotiales, Aspergillaceae. Gene Ontology annotation, cellular component: mitochondrial inner membrane. The transcript has a single exon.